Hermetia illucens (black soldier fly) is the source of this 1483-nucleotide messenger RNA. RefSeq lists its product as uncharacterized. Gene Ontology annotation, molecular function: protein binding. NCBI's taxonomy places the organism in Eukaryota, Metazoa, Arthropoda, Insecta, Diptera, Stratiomyidae. The coding region runs from base 232 to 1251 and encodes 339 amino acids. The transcript is spliced from 5 exons. The record is from RefSeq and is a predicted model, not a curated record.
CCGAAAUUCUGACAUGUAGUGUCACAUGCAUUAAAAUUGAAGGCAAAUCAAUUGGCGGGCGUUAAUUGAAAUUCAUUUCCAGAGAUUUCCCCAGCGAAACUGAUCUGACUUCGUUUCAAUAUCGGCAUCUUAAACUCAAUCAAGUCGACUUAACAGUUGAUCCUAAUCUGCAAUUCAUACUUGCAUAUUUCCAGAAGCCCAAACGGAACAAACUGAACGCAAUACGAAAGCAUGGUUUGGCGUCAGAAACCCAGAAAACUGUUUCUAGAAAAACUCUUUUCAACUUAUCAACCCAGAAAAUUAUACUGCGGGCUACGUGUGGAAUUCAACCAGAUCAUUCUCCAUGUUUGGCAGGGGGGACGAAAAUUAACGCCUGCAAAAUAUGAGUACACAUUCAACGAGUUCCGAUCUAAUAAUUCUAUGCUAGAAUUGAUUCAGCUGCAGUUAGGGUCCAUAUGGCUGAAUCAAUUGCUAGCGUUAAUUACAGGCGGUGGAACUUCGUUAGUUGAGAUGCCUGAAUUUUUCCUGAAAGAAAUAUCCCAAUAUCUAUCAAUGAACGAUCUGUUGCGACUCUCUUCGACAUGUAGAUAUUUGAACAAGUUUUACAGUUCCGACGAAAUUUGGAAGCCUAUUUUCGAGAAAUUUUUGCGAAGUAUAUGCACUUAUUCUGACUAUACUCAAGUGCAAAACCAUGGCGGGUAUAAACAAAUAUGUCACAAAAUAUGUAUGGAAAAUAAAGAAAAGGAUCACACGAAAAACCUUCUGACUUCAGAUCAUAUAGUGAUGGGAAGUUCCCAAGCGAAGAUGUUUUUAAGCUUAAGUACAAGUCGUUUUGAACAGUGCACAAAUGAUUCACCGAAGCACUCGCAGUCAACCCCUUUGUUCGAAAGUGAAGAAAGCUACGAACUCCUCCCACGUGCAAACAAAUCAGAGUCAAGAAUUCAUUUCGAUUCUGAAUCAAUUCUGAAGUCCCAAACGUAUCAAACGACUGUUUCUACUUCUACUAGUUCUUUGGUACAUUGCUCGGACAAGGAUGAAUACCAAGACAGAAGUGACGAAGCAAGAGGAAGCGAUUUGAAGAAAUGUUCGGAAGAUAGUAGUUCACAAAUGAAGGAUGACUUCUACUUUACUAAAUCAGACUUGAUGCGCAGACUAAACUAUUUAACAAUGAAAACGAAGAAAUAUGAAUGUGAAGAUAAUGUCCUUCCGGGUGAUCAGACGAAAAACUAUGCCUUGAAGUAUAGGGACUAAAAGUAGACAAUAGUUAUAUUAGGUUCCCAUUCCAUGUAUUAUUUUUAUACAGUAUUUAUGAGCCCUGAUUUUAUGCAGUGGCUGUGAUUACUUUAAAUUAAACACUGUUGGAUUUCUUUGAAGAAAUUUUCUCGUUGGUGGUUUGCCGGUUAGUUUUGAAAUUUCGAAAACCUCUGUUUGAACGUUUAAUCUUUGUCAUUAAAAUGGGGUCACUGACUAAAUAUAUACAUAU